This is a messenger RNA of Polypterus senegalus (gray bichir), 2395 nucleotides long. It is a transcript of the gene rmi1, whose product is annotated as RMI1, RecQ mediated genome instability 1, homolog (S. cerevisiae). The record is from RefSeq and is a predicted model, not a curated record. The transcript has 2 exons. NCBI's taxonomy places the organism in Eukaryota, Metazoa, Chordata, Cladistia, Polypteriformes, Polypteridae. Gene Ontology annotation, cellular component: nuclear body; RecQ family helicase-topoisomerase III complex. The coding region runs from base 322 to 2109 and encodes 595 amino acids. Gene Ontology annotation, biological process: double-strand break repair via homologous recombination; resolution of meiotic recombination intermediates. Gene Ontology annotation, molecular function: nucleotide binding.
GGUAAAUUAGGUUGUGCUAUGUUUAGGUUUGGUUGAAAAUAAGAAUAUUAUCCCAGCUUUCCAUGGUUUCGUCGUUCUUGAAUGUAUAUUUACUGGUUAAGCCUCACGAAUAUCGUCUUCUAAACACAAAAAGAUGGCAUUUUUUUGUGUAAAUAUAUCCAAAAUAUUAGUAAAAAACACAAAUAGAAAAGUACAACGCCCCUUAUCUAGUUAUGUUAUCUCGCGAGAUUUUGUAUUGCUCCUAUUAACUGCGUCGGAAAAUGCGGGGUUUUGAAAACCUUUUUUUUCCUCUUGAAAGUCUCAGUUCAAGACAAAUAAAAAAUGAAUUCAUCAGCCACUGCAAGUAGAGUGGGGAUAUGGCUGCAGGCUACAUGGCAUAUAAGUGUUCCUACGCAGUGGCUGGAUGCUUGUAUCCUUUGGAUUCACCAAGAAAAUCCAGGUGUGACUUUAACACAAGCCCAGAUUAAUAAAAUGGUGUUUGAACAGUGGCUUCUUACUGACCUUAGAGACUUGGAUCAUCCUGUUUUGCCACAAAAUCUUGGGCAGGCAGAGAAAACAGAAAUAAAUGGGUUAUACUGUAUACAGAUAGAUUCUUUGGUUGAUGUGAGCCAGCCAGCAUACUCACAACUUCAGAAACUUACAGGAAAAGACUGUACGAAUGAAAAUGUCUCUGCUGCUACACAGCCAUCUCAAAAGCCAUGGGAAAUGAAACCUUCACGUUUGUUGAUGCUUCAGUUGACAGAUGGUGUUCAGCACCUUCAAGGAAUGGAGUAUCAGCAUAUUCCUUGCCUUCACACUGAGCUCCACCCAGGAACCAAAAUACUGCUACAGGGGAAAAUUAUGUGUCGUCUUGGUGUUCUUCUUCUUAAACCAGACAAUGUGAAAGUAUUGGGUGGUGAAGUAGAUGCCCUUCAAAAAGAAUUUUUCCAGGCAAAAUUGCUGUGCAAAUUGCUGGGUAAACCAGUUGAUGAUAUUGAGAAUGCACAUGCCCAGAAUCAGCAAGUGGCAAACACCAAUGAUGGUUUUGACCAAUUGGUUGGACCUUCUGAUGAAGAAUUGCUUGCUAGUCUAGAAGCAGACGAUGACAUAAUGCUCAAUGAAAUGGUACUAGACAGUGGAUAUGGCAGCAGAAGUGAACAUCCCAGCUCAUUGCCUGAAUCCUCAGCUGAUCAGAAUAGACAUCCCAACAGCCUUACUCAGAAAGCUGGUUCAAGAGACCUUUUGAUAUCAACAGAUCACCAAGAACAGGUAGAGUUUGAGGAUGAUGACUUUCCAGUUGAAGAGUUGGAAGAUGUAAUAUUUCAGGAAGAUGUCCAAGAUCAGUUUGAUGAAGUAUCUCUUCAAGAAAUUCAUAAUGUUGAUGUGAAGUCCUCUGUGAAUUCAUCAGCACAUACUAUGAAUAAAUCUAGUUCUGCAAGUAAGCCCUUUGGAGAAAAUGGGAUUGGUAUGUCUAGGGCUCAUACAUAUUAUGCUGUUGCUCAAUCAUCCAAGAGAACACCAGACAACAAAGCCAACAGGACUGGUACCACACUGUCAAAUGCCCAAAGUCCAGUUGAAAACACCACAUUCAAUACAGAGGCUAAAGUCCAGCAAGUUAGUGGUUCUGUUUUUCCUCUACCUAGAAGUUCCAAUCUAGAUGCCAAAAAAAGAAGUCAAAACAUCCUUAACAAUGGCAGAAGCUCUCAACCAUUCACUUACUUGUGUGAAUUACUGUCUGAAAAUCAUAUGGCUGUUAGAACUGUAAAAGUUAAAGCAUUCAUUAUUACCCUUUUAUCAAGUCUGUCAAGUAAGACUGAGAGAUGGAAUAUAAAAGCCAAAAUUUCAGAUGGUACAUCAUAUUUAGAUGUUGAAAUUUCUAAUGAAUUCCUUGUUGACUUAAUUGGAUACACAGUAGCAGAAACCAAAGUUUUAAAAAAGGAUCCCAUUCAGCGUAAAAAUGUCACUGAGGGGCUACAGAGGUGCCAGCAAAAGCUUACAGAUCUUUGUGGCAUAAUGGUUAUUGAAUAUAACCCCUUGUAUUCCAAAGCAGUUUUGUUGUCGUUAGAACAUAUUACUUUGGAGACUUUUAGUGUCUUGAAACUACGUGUGAAAGGCCAAAAUGACAAUUAAAUUUUGGAAAAUUUGUUUAAUUCUGUGUUAUACAAAUGUAACUAUAGUUUGUCUUAUUCACAAAAUUAUGUUUAAGUUAAAUGUACUUUUGAGACUAUUCUUUAAGGAUUAUUGCAGUGGCAGCAAACAAGUGUGCUUGAACCUUGUACAUUUAAUAAAAUCUGUUAUGUUUAUGGAUUAAUUCUCACUGCCUGCAUAUUGUAUUGAAUAUAUUUUUUUCUUUAAUUCAAUAGCUCAUUUUAUAUAAACUUGGAAUCUGGCUUGAAAAAUAAAAUAUAAAAUUAUA